AUGGCCGACGCAGUGGCGGCUGCUGUGCCACGUGUCGUGUCCCAAUUGAACGAUCUGGGGGCGUUCCCGAGCGCCACGUGGGUGGAAGGCGCGCUUCGACACAUAGUCGCGACAGACCCGUCGAUUGAUCUACUCGUUGAGAGAGGAAGAGUAGGAGGAUCAGCGCGCGACGGCGGGGGGAGACUGGAGGGGGAGCGGGAGGCGUGGCGAGAAGUGGUAACCCGAUGCAUGGCGUUACUGCUACUAACGGAUCUAAGAGCCGUGUCGUCCAAUAGCGGCUGCUUGCCCGCUAACGUGCACGCCAUGCACGACCAGACGCUGCGAGGAAGCUUCCUUCUUCAGGUGGACGAGGUGGUCGACAUAUCCGUGCCCCUCAGGUUCCGCUACCCCCCUUCCCCUUCCGCCGCUGGCGCAGGGCGGGGGGGGGAAGGCAGGGGGGGAGGCAGGGGGGGAGGAAGGGGGCGGGGCCGGGGCAUGGGGGACGGCAACGGAAGUGGAGCAGCGGGAAUGGGCGGAGGAACGGGGGAGGAGCAGCAGUGGGGAGGCGGAGGGGGGGCCGGGGGCGGGGGCGGGGGAGGCGGAGGCGGGGGAGGGGGAGGGGGAGGCGGAGCGGGGGAGGGAGGGGGGCAGGGUCGGCGGUGUGUGAAGGUGCAGCUGACGGAUGGUGUGCAGGCGGUGUGUGGCAUGGAGUACCGCCACGUGCCCGCCCUCUCGCCCUCCAUGGCCCCCGGCUGCAAGGUGAUUCUAAGAGACGUGCUUGUGAGGAGGGGCCUGUUGCUCUUGCUGCCUGAACUCGUGCAAGUCCUGGGAGGACACGUGGCACACUUGGAGGCUGCCAGGUGUCGCAUUGCGGACCACUUCUCUCGCCCCUCUCGCCCCCACUCACUCUCACGGGGUCGUCUCUCUGCUCGUUCCACCUUGGAGACCACCACUCUAAUGCUAGCACAAGAGUGCGUGGUGGUGGGGGUGAAGGAGUUCAGCUAUCGCACGCCCGGUGUGGUGCGCCUGGUGGUGUAUGUCGAUGACGGCUGCUCCCUUAUGCCUGCUGCCGUGCACCCUGCUGAGAUAGCGCGCCUGCUGCACAUGGAUGAGGCGGCUCUGCUCGCCAUCACCCGCUCGCCCUCUCUGCCGCCUCCCUUCCGCUCCGCGCUCAUGCGCCUGCAAGCCUUCCUUGCUUCCUUUGAGGGGCUUAUCCAAGUGGGCUAUUCUCAGUCGCAUCCUGCCUCAGGCACCAACUCAGCAGGUGUCAAUGCCUCCAAGGGGGCAGCGGCGGAGCAGCAAAGCAGGGCAUGGGAGUUGACGAUAUUCCACAUGAGCACAGGUUGCAGAGGGGUAGAUCUCAGGCUGAUUUCAGAUAGAGUGGCUUCGGCAUGGGAGAAGUUUAAAAGUUGA
Molecule: messenger RNA, 1392 nt
Organism: Closterium sp. NIES-65
Lineage: Eukaryota; Viridiplantae; Streptophyta; Zygnematophyceae; Desmidiales; Closteriaceae
Source: the annotation of a GenBank genome assembly